Molecule: messenger RNA, 2681 nt
Organism: Armigeres subalbatus
Lineage: Eukaryota; Metazoa; Arthropoda; Insecta; Diptera; Culicidae
Exons: 5
Coding region: 96-2681 (861 amino acids)
Molecular function (GO): protein binding
Source: RefSeq, a predicted model, not a curated record
CCGAGCCGCCGACAGCGUCAACUGGCAAAAAUAGCCGAUCGCGAAAUUCUAGUUAAUCGGGUAGAUUAAAUUAUUGAUAAAGAUCACACAGAAUAAUGGUUCACAAUGGUGAAGAAAAUGAUGAACUACUGGAGCUUGUGUCGGUGGAACCAGAAAAUCCACCUGAGGAUAAAGGGAUGCUCAGGGAACGUAUAGCCCAAAUACAGAAUAAUAUCUCCUCAGAGUAUCAUGAAAUUAUACUGCCUGAAAUUGCUCAAAUAAUUCUCAGUGAUUUGAAUAACGCCAUCCAAAUGGACACCCUUACAGCCCUUCUUGAAACACUAGACAAGAUUUUCAACGAUAAUCAAGUUUCACCGGACCCACAAGCAUCAAAUGCAACAUCACUACACUCAUAUCUACCCCGAAUACUAAGACGCAAUGAUCGGAACAAUAAUUCGGCUAAUGAUCUUCUCCGGUUCAUCACAAAGAUUCUUGAAGACUCUAAGAAUAACGAAAUUCCUCCUAAUAAAUUAUACGAAAUUGAAAAGCAAUUCACCAAUUUGAUGAAACAUCAUUUCAAACAUUUUGAAUACCGGAUGAGAACAAACCAUCAGAAAAUCAAAGCUCAAGAGGAAAUUUCACGAAAUCUUUCGGCAUGGCGUCAAGCAAAAUUAGGUGACAUCCAAUCUUCAAUAAUGGCCAUAAAAAAUAACUGGGAAUCGGCUGAAGCAAUGUGCGAGUUGGAUUUCAUCGGAGCCCAUCCAACGCUGACCAUUAUGUCGAAAGGGACGAACGAUUUCGCUCCACUAUUGAAGUGUAUUCUGGAGAUAUUCGUAACAGUCAAAAAGCGCAUUCAUCCAGAUCUCAAUAGCUCACUACAUUAUGCCACAAAUAAUCGCAAUGAAGAGUUCACUAACUGGUUGUUGAACCAAAACUCACUGGAUGUUGACAUCCGCAACAGAUGGGGUAAGACAGCGCUGUUUGAGUUAUGCGAAAAUUACAGAUCUGCGAGAAAUUUUAUCGUAAGGAACAUGCCACAAAACAAUUGGGAUUCGUCUGUGAACUCAUUGGAAGAAUACAAAAACCUCAUACUCCUUGUUGUAAAGCAAAAGGCCUCAUUCAACAUAUGCAGCGAUUUGGGGCAUCUUCCAUGGGAAAUCUUGAUACAACGAACUUUUAGUGCAUUUUUUAUCAUAGGGAAGGAAACGCAGAAAAAGAAGCAAGAGAAGCAAAAAACAAAUGAAAAGAAAAAAAAUAUAGGAAAGGAAACGCAGAAAAUGAAGCAAGAGAAGCAACAAACAGAUAAAGAGAAAAAAGAAAAGCAGCAAAUGGAGCAACAAAUGAUUGACAGUGAAUCAAAAUUUCUUAAAAGUAUCGAAGAAAUUGCUCAACCACCUAUCAGCAGUCAUGCGAGUGAAUCAGUCCAGGAAAGGGAAUCAUCAACUGACAUGGAUGUGCAACCGGACCCCACUCAAGACAACGAUUCUCAGGACGACGGUGAUUCUUUCCUAGCUCAAUUAUCGCCGGAAUUAUUUGGCGAAGGAAAAAAACCGUCGAUUAAAAUCAAAGACUUCAUUCUGAAAAAAUCAGACUUAAAAUCUAGUGAACUAAAAAAGGGAUAUGAAAUUACGAUGGAGAUUCUAGAGAUUCUUCUACGGUUUGAAAAGCAAGAUGAUUUCCACAAGCGGAUUGCAUCGUUUAUAAAUGUUGACGAGAAAAAGCUUAUCAGCCUUCUUCUUCAUACUGCUGUUGAAAAGGGCAUAGAAGAAAGUGUCAAACUGAUCGUAAAGUUGUUUGAGAAGAAAAUUUUUGCUUUGGAUGCCACCAAUCGCUUCACGCACCGUUUAGAGUUAAGAGGUCUAUUGCGGAAGGCACGCGGUAAUAUACUUAGUUUGCUUCUUGACAGUAUGAGUGCGGACAAGGUUUUCUUGAAUGAAGAAAAUAUUCUGAUUGAAAGACUAACAAUGGCUAUUUCCGCGGAAAACAGUGCUGAGCAGUCGGAAAGACUUGAAUGUGCCAACCUGAUGGCAUCGAGCGAGCAAAUUGAUAUCUAUUCAACAGACACCAAUGGCAACACAGCGUUGCAUAUUGCCCUGCAAAAUGGAUUCGAUUCCGUCGGAGAGACACUAACGGAAACGGGCAAGUCCAUGUUUCUGGGCGUUCCUAACCGUAAAAGGGAAAGUCCCCUGGCCAACGCGCCUUAUACGUUCAUUGGGAACUAUCUGAACCGAUGCAUUGAAUCAAGCAAGGAAUCAGAAUCAAAGCGGGAAAUCCUCAUCAAUUAUGAUGGAUUCAGGUCCAAAAACGGGAGUAGAUAUUCCGCCAUGAACUGUGUUGUAGAGAUGGCCAACACUAGAAGAAAACAAGAACUUCUGAACCAUCCGGUGAUCUACACGUUCGUGAUGAUUGAGUGGCUCAAAUUCAGCUCUUGGCAUUUUGCAAACAUCUUAAUUACGCUUUUUGCCACUACUUGUUUCUGCGGUUAUGCUUAUUCGCAAAUUAUCGAUGAAGUGUCUUCGCCGUUGACUUCGUUGCUGGGAUGGGUAAGCUUCAUUUGUGUGAGUUUUAGAGAACUACUGCAAAUGAUAGCUUUUGGCGGACGAUAUUGGAUGCUGUUUCAGAACCACGUAGAUUUGCUAAGCAUCAUCGGAAUGGGUGUUUCAAAAAGCUACGAAACACCGAAUGGACGGUCGUUCGAAUAA